Diorhabda carinulata is the source of this 5729-nucleotide messenger RNA. Its product is annotated as TIMELESS-interacting protein. Gene Ontology annotation, molecular function: DNA binding. The transcript is spliced from 2 exons. NCBI's taxonomy places the organism in Eukaryota, Metazoa, Arthropoda, Insecta, Coleoptera, Chrysomelidae. Gene Ontology annotation, cellular component: replication fork protection complex; nucleus. The coding region runs from base 434 to 1834 and encodes 466 amino acids. Gene Ontology annotation, biological process: replication fork processing; replication fork arrest; DNA replication checkpoint signaling. The record is from RefSeq and is a predicted model, not a curated record.
AAAUCUCAAAAAGUGACGUACUUGUCAUGUAAGUCACCAUUUAUUAAUUUAUAAAAGUACUUAGUUAUAUAUUUCAUCUGCUCAUACAUUAUAUUUCACAAAAAAUUAAAAACGAUGCCUGUGAAAGACAACCUGGAUACUUCAAAAUUAGACACGAAAUUAGUAGAGCAGAAUAUGGAUGAAAAUGGACCAACACAGAUUCGAGAGCUUACACAAACAGACAGGCUAAAUAGAAGUCUUUUGCAAUCAUUUCUUGCUAGAAUUAAUCAGCCAAAUUCAAAUUUUAAUAUAGAAAAUAGAGAAAGAAGCAACACAAGUGCUAAAAACCAUGUAAACAAUUUCCAUUAAAUCUGUCAAAAUAAUAUAACCUAAAAAAAUAAAGGGCGGGAAGUUUCUUGGAGUUUGGUCAAACAAGUUGUUUUGAAUUAGGAAAAUGUCUUCUGAUAAUGAGUAUUUCAGUGAAAACGAUGAUAUUCAACCAAAUUCCAUUAAUUUGGAGGACAGCCCACGUGAAAUUUCUAUUAUUGAAGAUGAAAGUGGAGGAAAUGAUGAUCAACAAAAUGAAAAUAACAAAGAUGAAUCUAAAAAGGUAGUAGUAAAACCCAAAAGGAUAAUAAGAAAUCCAGCUCCUAAAUUUAAUGAACAUACUAUAAGAAAUGAAAAAGGUUUACCUGCUCUAUUAAAUCAUUUCAAGGAUGUGAAAUUUAAAGGACAUGGACAUGAAGAAGAGGAUUUGAAUAAACUUUUGAAAAUAUAUGAAUAUUGGUGUCAUCGUUUUUAUCCUAAAUUUACAUUUGAUGACUGUAUUCGAAAAUUAGAAGCAUUGGGCAGUAAGAAGUCUACACAGAUUUAUUUGAAAAAGAUCAGAAUGGGAAUUGAGGAUUUUUAUCAGGAAACAAGUGGAGACAACAUUCAAACAGAAGGUUUUGUUGAACCUUUUGAUGAUCAUUUUUCAACUCUAAUGCAUGAACCUGAACCAGAGUUGACAGAAGCACAAAUAGAACAAAUAAAACAAAAUAAAUUGAGGGCUGAGGCAAUUAGAAGAGAAAUAUUGUCAAGAAUAAAUGGUGAACCUAGUCAGAAAUAUAGUGUUGAUACUGUCUGUGAAAAUGAUCAACAUGAUUUAGAAGUGCAACUAAGUGAAGAAGAAUUGGGGAUAGACAAUAUUUUGAAAAUGGUGAAUGAAGACAGUGUUUCAUCUAGUUCUGAAGCUGCUCUAAAUAAAAAUGAGGAACAGUUAUAUGACAAAAAAAUUUCAAAUGCUAUACGAAGAAAUAUUCUAAGUGACAGUGAAAAUGAAGAAAGCCCUAAUGAUGUCACUAAAUUGCAUAAACGUCACUCCCCAGAAAGUAAGGAGGUAUCAGAAGAUGAUAAAAGUAAUCAUUCAGUCCAUUCCUAUAAUUCAACUGCCAGUAGUAAUGAAAGUACCCUUUUACAUAGUUCUCAAUUAGGAAAGUUGAAAGGUAAAUCCAAGAAACAAAUCAAUAACCUAGGGUCAUUUAGGAGAAAAAGGAAUAUUUCAACUGAUAGUGAUGACACUUUACAGAGUUCAUGUUCAUUGCAACACCCACCUAAUCAAAAGAAAAAAAAAUCUAUUUCAAGCAUAAUCAAGACAUUAUCAGAUAAUGAUGAUGAGCCAGUUCAAAGUAAUGGUAGUACUGACAUUUUGAUUAAAGAAAAUCCCAGGAAUAUCACUGAUGAAGAUGUUAAUCGAAACAUAGAUAAUUUUGUUGAUAGUGAUGAUGAAUUAAACAGUUUUGAUAAUACAAGAAAGCAUAUUCAUGGAUUGAAGCCAAAAAGACGACUUAUUGUAGAUAGUGAUGAAUCUGACUAAAAUAGUCAUGUUAUUUCUUACAGAAUAUUUAAUUUUGCUCAUCUAAAUAUUUAUUGUUUUAAGCUUUUACUUUUGCUUUUUUUAUGCACCUUGGGCAGCCAAACAUCUAAUUGUAUGGAUUAAUUUCAUUAUUCACUUUUGAAAACCUUUAUUAACAGAAAAAUUGUUGACAUCAUUUCACACCAAAAAAUUUCACCAUAUCAGUGGAAUUAGAAGACUUUAAUCAUUUGUAAUUCAACCAAUUGAAAAUGAAAUUAUUUUUAAAAUCUAUAUUUAAGUUAUCAGACUAACAUCAAAUGUACAUAACUAUAGUUAUUUCAUACCUUCCAGUAAAAGCAUAUUUACUAAAGCGCAAUAUCUUGAUUCAACUUUUUUAUUUUGAAAGUGCGUGAUACUUCAAUUGAACAAUUGAAUGUUUAACUCUUAUCUAGAUAUUUUGAUGAUUCAACAAUAGUAAGUAUAAUGCCUGUCUACAGUGGAGUUCGUUAAAUGAGACCAACAUAAUUUGGAAUUAUUGAGAUACCAAAAAUGUAUAUAUAGAAAAAUGUGUUGGUCUAACACAGAAGUAAGCAGGCUUUAUUCUGAACAUAUAAGCAGAAACUAUGGGAAUUGCACUUUUAAUUAGCGGUUUUAAUAUACUCAAGUGGUGAAUCUGAUGGUUUUUCCUUUUUUAAUUUCAUUGCUAAACUAGUGGAUUUUAAAGCAAAUCUGAAGCUGAUUUAUUUUUGUCUCUUUAAAUUUUUGCACGUGUUUUAUUAAAAUUAUGUUGUUUAGUGGUGGUUUGCAUCAUCACACUUCAAUAUCCAACAAUAACAAUGCUAAUACAUAUUUGACUCUUUGCUACUAAUAUUUUUGCCAGCAAUGCAAUGCAAAAGGAAAAAAUCGUGUUGCACACAUCAGAUAACUUAUUUAGAAUUAUUUGGAAAUGAAAUUAUUGCCAUUUAUUUCAUUCAUAUGGUAUGUUACAAAACUCAUAUAUUCCUCAAAAGCUUUUGAAUCCAUUUCUUAUGACAAAAUAUGUUGAAAAGGUGAUUGGUUAAUUCCUCAAAUGUAUUUUGAUAUUUUAACAAAAAUAUUCAGUAUUUGAUGUUAUAUAUUGUCAUCAUGGUUUUCAUUUCUCCUCUUUUUAUGAAGUUCAAAUAACUUAAGGGUAUUUAUAAAUUUUCAAAUAACACUUUAUAUUUGUGGACACUGAGUUUUAAAUUUAUUUGUAUAUAUAAACAGUUCAUAAUAAUUGAUGAGAAAUGAAACUAGCAUAAUUCACUUGUUUUAUAUAUAUGGAUGAUUCAUUUGGUAUAUCAUAAGUAUAACAAAGUAUUUUUGACUUAAAACUGUUGCUCAUCACAGACUUUGCUAUGUCUGAGAAUUUAGAAAGUUUUAUAAAGAUAUUAUUUUGUUUCAUGUGAAGGAAUAAUUAGUUUUAACUUCAUAUAACUAAUGAAAAUAUUGAUGAGUGUCUAAAAGUAUGUACAUUCAUUUGUAAACUAAUAUUACCUCAAAAUAUAAGAGUUCUGCUUUGUAUACACUUUUUUAUACAACUGAAAAAUAAGGAAGAUGUAUGUAUCUAUUGGGGUAUCAUAUACACUGCGACCCAAAGGAUCUAUAUAUUGGAGACCCAGUGUUUACAGCUGAUCUGUUAAUCCCAAUCCUUUUAGAAAAUCCAGAAUGUUGGAUGGUUGUAGCUGCCAAAGAUCUUCGUCUUCUAUUUCAUACACUCUUAGGUGUAGUGCUCUGGAGUUCUGUAAUAUUUCACAGUUUAAGAAAAUGUGGAUUAAGGUUUCGUCCUCUGUGCAACUGAAUCUGCACGCCGCCUCAUCAUAUGCUAGGUCUAUCAUCUUCAGGUGUUUGUUGAAGCGACAGUGCCCCGAUAGAACUCUUGUUAGUAUUUGUAGAUUAUUCUUACUUAGGUUGAUACAUUCAGCAGAUCUACUUUGGUUAUAGUUUCCCAGAAGAGUCUUUGCCUGUCUCAACCCCUGUAGGUUGUCCCAAUAAUUGUUUUUGCUCCUAUCUAUUUUCUUUUCCAAUUGCUUUUUCUAGUAUUCUAAAGCUGAUAUUACAAAAGGGUUCAGGUCCCAUGAAGGGCUUGUCUGCCCCAAAUAAGGAAGAUACAACCUAUUGAAAACAUUUACUUACCUCAUCCUAUAUAAAUACGAGGUAGUUUUGGAAGAAAAGUGAGAAUUAUUUGUUCACAUUUUCAAUAUUGUAAUUAAAUUUUAAUAAAACCGAUUCCAUUUUUAUUGUUAAAAAGGUGCUCAUGGAAUGAUUGGAAUCAUUUUCGAUUAUUCAUAUAUUUACUAAAAUCAUUACAUCUUUUCAAUACAUCAAGUAGUACAAAUUAUUGGUCAAAAUAAAUAUGAACCACUAGAUCAAAAGCUUUUGGCAAAUAUAUGAAAAAUAAUGUUUUUAAUUUACCUCUUUAAAUAGAAUUAUUCAGUUUACAUAAUGAAGUACAAGCUCUCAUUUUGGAACGUAUCAUAAAAUGGGAUGAAUAGGGACACUUUUGUAUUUUUAGUAAUGUAGCAUAUUUAUUUUGUAUCAAAAUUCAUUAAAAAACACACCAAAUCUUACGCCUACAUCCCCUCUAUUAUAUAUUUACUGGUUGUAGAUUCUGAAAAAAAAUAAGUCAGCAAAAAAAAAUUGAUCAAACCAUCCCGAUUUUGUUCUGUUGUAUCGGAAAUUUGGAGGACCACCAACUCUCCAGCUUUCAUAUAGAUUUUGUGCCUUGUAUACGGUGGCAGUAUAUCAUCAUCACCUGAUGCUGCAAACAUCACUGAUAUCGAAGACUGGCGUGAGUUCUUGAUGCGUUCUGGGUACUUAUAGCCUCGUUUAGUAAUGAUAAGGUGUCGUCCGGGAUCAUCGCUUAAAUUCGUCUCAUCGAAGUUUAUUAUAUUAGAUGAGGGAAUAUCUUUCAGUUCUUUUUCAAAAUAUUCACCGACGGUCUUCCGAGAAACAGCAGAACGUUUGAUAUUCUGGUACAUUUUUGUAGAUGGCGGUUCAGGAUAUUCUGGUACAUUUUUGUAGAUAAGUCAUUGCGAUGGCGGUUCAGAAAACUAUAUACAAAAUCCCGCCCAGGAAGAUUAUCCUUAAAUCGUUUGGUUGAUUUACCUUAUCGAUCCAGAAAGCCUUUGACAAGAAGCCUUAGAGUGAUUAUAUCCACUGGAUAACCCCAGUCUCCACGUCUUUGUAGCGACUAAUAAAAAUCUUCUAUUAUUUUUUCGUGAGUACUGGCUGGCCACUUUUUUCAAAUACGAUCUCUCAAUUGUAUAUGUCUGUGGAGAACAGUUGUGUUUAUAUCUAACGAUUUGAUCAGCUUUACAGCCUUUUCUGUAGUUUCGGCAGAAUAAUGAUUGUGAUUUUUUGUAGGAAUGUAUUUUCUCGGCAUUCUGUAUCGUUUUUCAAACCUAAAACAAUACAAGCUUAAUUGAUUUGAUUAUGAAAUAAAAUAUUUCAAUAUAUAAAUGUAUUUGAUUAUAGUAUAAACAACAGUUGUGCCAAGUUAGCUGUCCGUGUUGUGGGAUGAAUGGGAAUAAAAAAUAGCUGUGUUCCCUUUUACCCUACUUCAAAAUUUGGUGAUGUCAUAACCUAAAAAAUUCCAUUUUAAGGUACUUUCAGAUCUAGAAAUGAAUGUAAGUAAUUUUAGACCAUCUUGUAUACCUAUGAAAUGUCUUAAAUAUCCCAAGAUAAUUUAUCCAUACCCUAUAGAAAAUAUUUAAUUUUAUAAUAAAUUUGAUUCGGAGUAGCAUUCAUUUGGGUCAUAUUAUGAAGUUUUUCACAUUAAUCUGAAUCCUGAAACUUCAGCUAUUACCUACUUACCAAAUUUGAGUUACGUCUCGUAUAUUGUAUCUAAACACUUUUUAGGUUGUAUUAUUUCAAAUAAAUACACUUAUAAAAUUAA